This is a messenger RNA of Dreissena polymorpha, 681 nucleotides long. RefSeq lists its product as uncharacterized. Lineage: Eukaryota; Metazoa; Mollusca; Bivalvia; Myida; Dreissenidae. The transcript has a single exon. Bases 1 to 681 code for a protein of 226 amino acids. The record is from RefSeq and is a predicted model, not a curated record.
AUGAACCAUAACUACAAAGGCUUUUUCUCAAUCGUCCUUUUGGCCUGGGUAGAUGCAGACUAUAAGUUUAUGUGGAUAGAUGUUGGUGGUUUGGGAAGCCAGUCCGAUGCUCAGAUCUACAACCAGUUAGAACUGAAAGAAUGUUUGGAAGACGGCUCUAUUGGACUUCCUCCUCCGUCACCCUUGCCAAACGAUGACCAGGAUUUCCCAUACUUUCUGCUAGGAGAUGAUGCAUUUGGCCUUCGCGCAUACCUCAUGAAGCCAUGCUCGGGCCGUACUCUGACAAGAGAGGAACUGAUUGCCAACUACCGGAUUUCCAGAGCAAGACGUGUGGUGGAAAAUGCCUUCGGUAUUUUGGCACAUCGUUGGAGAGUCCUCUUGUCAACGAUGCAACAGAUGCCACUGACUGUACAGGUUAUCAUUGAAUCGUGUGUGUGCCUUCAUAACUUCAUCCGUAUUCGAAACCCGGCUAUUCAGAACAUUCAAUUAGAUAACGAAGAUGGUGCCCACAAUCACGUACCUGGUUUAUGGAGACAAGACGACAACCUACAAGACGUAGAUAUGCCCAAGGAAGGAAACAGAGACACGGUUGCGGCCACGAGACAACGGGACUACUUAAAAUACUAUUUCAAUAGUCCUGUUGGACUUGUGCCAUGGCAUGAUAGAAUGGUUGGUGUUUAG